AUGUCUCAAGAAGGCCCUUUUCGUUCACCGGGAAACUUUUUCUCAUCAUUAAUCUCGGAAAUCACCUCAUCAUCGAGCACUUCCACAUCAAUCAAUGAACAUCCAAUGACAAGUGCAAUGCCAUCGACGACACCAAUGGAUAUUGAACAGAAAAUCUCGAUCACACUUCAACAUGGGAAUCACCGUGAACUCAUCGUCAUCGAGAGAAGCGAACAACCACAUGUUUUCUACGGUCUUCUCGAGAAAGCUCGCCAACUCGCCGCCAAAGGGAAUAGCCAGGGAAAUGGUAGUGUUGUUGAGGUGAUUGUGGUGGAUCGAAAUGAGAAACCGACAGUGCCUCAUGUGGUUGAGGUGAAUACCUAUUUAACGCCAACCUUUUGCGACUAUUGUGGCGAGAUUUUGAUGGGUCUCGUCAAACAGGGACUUCAAUGUCAGCGAUGCAGAUGCAAUUUCCACAAGAAGUGUGCCUUUGCCUCGAGAAACAAUUGCGCAAAGAAUACCCCAUUUUGCCCACCAACAUUAGCUCAUCAGAUGACGAGCUUCUCGCCAUCAAUUCCACAAAUGAGUGCCCCAUAUCAUGAAGAGAUCCCAUCUCCAUCUCAACAACAUCAUCCAUCCUCACCCUAUGCUUUACCGCAUACUUUUGCCGUUCACAACUACAAAACGUUAACUGUUUGCAAGGUUUGCGACAAAAUGCUAUUCGGUAUUAUGAAGCAAGGAAUGCGGUGCAGGGAUUGUAAAGUGAAUGUCCACAAAAAGUGUGCCGGACUUUUGCCACCGAAUUGUCACAUUGCUGAGGGAUCGAUCACCGCCUUCGAGCAGCUAUCUGUUAGUGAAAUGCCAUCUUUACCCCCUGAGGAAGGACCAAGUGAGAGUGGAUCGAUCGACUCCGAUCUAAUACCGCUUAGCCGGAUACCUGGUCAAGCAGCAGCUCGAGCAGCUGCCAAGCAAACGCACGAGGGAUGGAUGAUACACUUCUUGCUCAACGAUCCGCAAAGACGAUUACGCAACUAUUGGAUUCUCUCAAACAAUGUCUUGUCAAUGUACAAUGAAUACUCGGAAGGGGUCGGGGUGAACACGUCGAGGUGUUACAAGCAGAUUCCCCUAUCUGAGAUCUUGGCUAUCACUCCAUACAAUGGAGAUCCGAUCGAUUCCAGAUUCCCUCCACACGUUUUCGAGAUGAGAACAACGACGAAUCAAGUGUACUGUGCCGUUGGCCGCUUGGACGAACGCGUGACCCGGUUCUUGAGCUUACAAAUCCUCUCCGCUCUUCGGUAUCUUCAUGCAAAGGGAAUCGCUCACUGUGAUCUAAAGCCGGAAAACGUGCUCCUUUCCGAGCUUUCCUCGAAUUUCCCCCAAACGAAACUCUGUGAUUUCGGAUAUGCACGUUUCAUCGGUGAGAGUCAAUUCCGAAAAACGAUCGUUGGUACGCCUGCUUAUCUUCCUCCAGAAGUUCUACAAAAGAGAGGAUAUAACAAAUCAUUGGACAUGUGGUCGGUUGGAGUGAUCAUUUAUGUGACCCUUUCCGGGACAUUCCCUUUCAAUGAUGGUGAAGAGAUAAGUGAACAAAUCCAAAAUGCAGCUUUCAUGUUCCCAUCGGAUCCUUGGUCCUCCGUCUCGAAACAAGCCGUUGAUCUCAUUCAGAGGCUGCUCAGAGUUAAUAUUGAAGAGCGAUUGAAUAUUGAGGAAUGUUUGGCACAUGAAUGGCUCCAAUCAGCUACUCUUUUUAACGAUCUUCGAGCUUUAGAAAUGAGGCUUGGAGGGGAAAGAUACCUUACAAAUGGCCAGGAUGAUGCUCAUUACGCUCGGCUACUCCAACAACAGCAAGCUGAUCCGACUUUGGCUCAACAGAGAUUCGCGAUCGCUCAACAGCAAUCAUUACUUGAUUUG
Molecule: messenger RNA, 1890 nt
Organism: Mesorhabditis belari
Lineage: Eukaryota; Metazoa; Nematoda; Chromadorea; Rhabditida; Rhabditidae
Source: the annotation of a GenBank genome assembly